Molecule: messenger RNA, 369 nt
Organism: Ilex paraguariensis (yerba mate)
Lineage: Eukaryota; Viridiplantae; Streptophyta; Magnoliopsida; Aquifoliales; Aquifoliaceae
Source: the annotation of a GenBank genome assembly
AGGGGGCGCGACAAUCAAGGAAGUGGCCGCUCUGGCCAUGGUCCCCGCGACUCCGAAAGUAAUCGUGGUGGCGGUGGUGGUAGAGGUGGGAAUUACCCACGUAACCAGCACCAGCAGCGGGGUAAUAAGCCGGGUCAAAGAGGUCAAGGAGGUGGAAAGUAUAGCCCACACCAACAUGGUGGUCAGGGUGUGGGGCCUACAAAGGUGGAAUCAAAUGAAGGGUGUGUGGUUGGUGGAGGAGGAGGAGCGGGUGGUGGAAGAGGAAUGUGGAUUGGGAGGCCUUGGGGACCCAUUUUUGUGCUUGGACAGUCCCAACCUCAGUCUUUGCCUGGUAUACCUCUUAACUGUUUUAUUUACAUUUUACUUUGA